AGCUAAUGUGUGGAGCCUGAUGCGCGUAUCACACCUGCAGUGGCUGAAAGCUCCCGCGAGCUGUCACGUCGAUAUCAUCGCGAAUAAGUAAUGCAUCAUGCGCCGAGCCACUGAAAAAUUAAGAGUCGUAAAUUGACACAUAAGGCUGCAAGACGUGCAAGUGCAGUGUUGUACCUAUAUAUUUGCGUCUCGCGCCGUGUAGGCGUGUACCAGCUCAGCGGCGAGGAAGGGAAGGGGGAAGAUUCGGGGGAAAAAGAAAGAGUAUAGAAGAAGCCCCGCUAAGUAAGCAAACAUGUCGUCUACUGCGUCGUUGUUACAUCAAGAGCAUCGGAGCAGCGGUGGUGGUGGUAUCGCUACGAUAUUGUUAUUGUUGUCAUUCGGUGUCAGUGUUCGGCAUCAGCAGCUGUUGACGGAGGACCAGUGUUGUCCGGAUAACCAAGUCUCUACGAUGAUAACGAGACUCGCGAUGCUCGACAAAUGCUAAAUAUACAAGAGAGAAAUAUCCGAGAAGUUGGGGAAAAAAAAAGUGUAUUCAAAACAUUACUUUACACAGUGUAAUUUUAUAAUUAGUUUAAGCAUAAUUAUUGAGAGCACGCAGUUGACGCUUUGAGGCUGUCUGGAAACCAUGGCGGUCUCGCACGCCUUGGGAAUGGGUGAGAUCGUCCAUCUGAAUGUUGGUGGUACCAGGUUCUCCACCUCGCGACAAACUUUGUCCUGGAUUCCCGACUCGUUUUUCACGGCUCUACUGAGCAAUCGCAUCGCAAGCAGGAGAGAUGAGAACGGAGCGUUAUUCAUAGACAGAGAUCCAAAGAUAUUUUCAGUCAUUCUUAAUUACCUGCGUACUAAAGAUGUUGAUUUGACUGACGUUAAUAUACGUACAUUAAGACAUGAAGCAGAGUAUUAUGGCAUUACGCCACUGGUUAAAAGACUGAUGCUGUGUGAAGAUUUGUCACUAUCUCCAUGUGGGGACAUACUAUUCUAUGGCUAUUUACCGCCUCCAAACAUUCCAUUACAAGAAGCUACUGUUGCAACUACAACAAUAACCACGACUGUUAGUGAUGUAUCUGUUCAUGGUAGGCAACCAGGAGCCAAUUCAGUCCCUCCACCUAGAUCUGAAGCUUCAUCAAUAUCCCAACCUACAGUUAGUUCAUCCAAUUCUCCAGCACAAGUUGCAAAUUCUAACUACAGAGUAUCACAAAGAGGACACUCACAUUCGCGAACACCAUCGCUUGAUCUUAGGCAUGCCAGGAACAGUUCAGCAGACUUGAAUAAGUUAUUCAAAAAUGACAUAGGACUGAUAUUUAAUCCACUAACUGGCUGGGCAGACCCACUUAGGGUUCAAAUCAUAAAAGCCCAUCACAAUUGGAUAGCGAUAGCUUACGCGCACUUCAUAACGUGUUAUCGUUUAAAAGAUUCGUGUGGCUGGCAACACGUAUUUACAAGUCCACAUGUCGAAUCUGUGAUCGAGCGGGUUGCUAUCAAUGCAAAAAUGGGCAUGGGUGCCCAUGAAGGAAAGAUGGUUGCUAUCUCGUAUGGCAGCCAAGUGAGACUGUGGUCUGUCACCGAAGAUGGCAUUAAAACAAACAUCGGAACAUUUAAUUUGAACGUAAGGGUUGAGUUUUUGUUUUUUAUUGGAAGUCAAUUAGUUGCUUUAUCGCCAACGGGAAAAAUCGGAGUGUGGCAUGCAAUGACCCAUCAUUGGCAGAUUCAAGAUGUAGUAUCCAUCUCGUCAUUCGAUACUGCUGGAUCAUUCCUUUUAUUGGGAUGCAAUAACGGAUCAAUCAAUUAUAUUGAUAUGCAAAAGUUUCCUUUGAGGAUGAAAGACAACGAUUUACUUGUAACACAGUUGUACAGAGAUCCUAGCAAUGAUCCUAUCACCGCGAUUUCAGUAUAUCUGACACCGAAAACAACACAAGGUCUCUGCGGCAAUUGGAUCGAAAUAGCUUAUGGCACUAAAUCAGGGAGUGUCAGGGUAAUAGUACAGCAUCCGGAAACAGUCGGUCAUGGGCCUCAGCUCUUUCAAACUUUUACUGUACAUCAGAGCAGUGUCACAAAGGUGACGCUGUCAGAAAAGUAUUUGGUCUCGGUAUGCUCCGAAUAUAAUCACGUCAGAACGUGGGCUGUUACGAGAUUUAGGGGCAUGAUUUCGACACAACCGGGAUCGACUCCUGAAGCCAGUUUUAAAGUCGUUUCUUUGGAUGCUGUCGAGCCUUGCAUUAGCUACAAUGCUGGAAAUGAUUUUGGUCCCUUUGGUGAGCAAGACGACGAGCAGGUGUUCGUUCAAAAGGUUGUGCCGGAAACUGACCAACUGUUUGUGAGACGGGCAUCCAACGGCAAACGCGUGUGUGUCAUUCAAUCGAUAGACGGAAGCGUAAUCACAUCAUUCUGCGCGCACGAGUGUGAGGGCUCUAGUCGUAUGGGCUCACGACCGAGGCGUUUUAUAUUCACAGGACACUCGAAUGGAGCCAUACAAAUGUGGGAUCUUACAACAGCGCUUGAACCAAAUUACAGCGCAUUAGUAGCCAAAGAAUCUUCAGGAGGACCCACGCCGGAGGAAUUAUGGAAAUUACUGGAUCAGUGCGAUUUGAGCAACAGUCACUGUUCGACACCGAGUAUCAGUCCAUCCCCAUCUUUGAUAGCUUCAGGACCGAGAAUAAAGGCGAGCAACCUUUUGUUCCUCAACCAAUCGCAAAAUUCGAAUUCGUCGGUAGGAUCCAACCAACUUUAAGUGAAAAACAUCAACAGUUUUAGAAAUUAUUUUUGCAUUUAUUUUGUACAUAGGAACAUUGUUGAUUUUUUCUCAAUUUUUUCACUGACUGAGUCUACUUUCGUAUUUACGAUUAAUUACAAUCAACAAAUUGUGUCAAAUUGAUAAAUUCCUACUUGUCGUUAUAUUUGAUUAGGAUUUGAGCUUUAUAAGGCAGCAAUAAUUUUCACUGUGAUUUUUAAAUUGUAAAUAAUACUUUCAUUAAUAAACAAUCUCGUUGUAAUUUUUAUAUAUAUAUAUGUAUAUAUUCUUAA
Molecule: messenger RNA, 3021 nt
Organism: Copidosoma floridanum
Lineage: Eukaryota; Metazoa; Arthropoda; Insecta; Hymenoptera; Encyrtidae
Product: BTB/POZ domain-containing protein KCTD3
Biological process (GO): protein homooligomerization
Molecular function (GO): protein binding
Source: RefSeq, a predicted model, not a curated record